AUGGCCCGUUUAACUCAUUGUUUAUUGCUCGCCUUUGGCUCCCUCAUUUUGACUCUUGGUCGUGCACAGCAAGACCAACCUAAUGCUGUCAAUCCUAACGUUGCAGCUAAUCCUGCUGCUGCUGCUGCUGCCGGUAAUCCGCCUAUGGCAGAUGUUGUAAAAAAUAUGGUUGAUUAUAUGCGUGAAAAUCAUCAAGAGAUGACACCUGCCCUUCAAAGUUGGAUUCAGGAAAUGAAUGCAGUUGUUCAACAACAACAACAAGCAAUUCAUCAAGGUAAUAACGAUGCUAUUGUUAAAAAUGCUAUAACUCCACCGUCAAAUUCACCUGAUGCUCAUCCACAAGCUAAUGUUGUUCCUGAAAACCCUCAUAUUGUUAAUAAUGCUCUUACGCCUGUUCAAACUAUUCCUGCACAACCUGCACAACCUGCACAACCUGCUCCACCUGUUCCACCUGCUCCACCUGUUCCACCUGCUCCUCCUGCUCCCCCUGCUCCAACGAAUCCUCCUCAACCUCCUCCUCCUGCUGACACCCCACCAGCUCAACAACCUACACCUCCAGUACCUCCACCAGCUAUUCCCCCUUCUCCAGCUCCACCUGUAGCCUCACCCACAAAUACUGGAGCUGCUCCUGUUACGCCUGUUCAAACGGCUACUCCUACCGGUACUGUCGCUCCUACUGUUGUUGCAAGCAUGACAAGCACUCUUACUCAUCCUACAUCCAUGACAAUGUCUGUUACUCGUUCAGUCACUUCUUCCACUAUUAGUCCCACGUCGACAUUCCCUUCCAUUAGUGCUGCUGGCCCUAGUGAACGUUAUCCAUUGACUGGAAGUUUUCUGGCUCUAGUUACCGCCAUGAUGGUGACUACAGUUAUCUUUUUGGCGUGCCCUGACGAUCAAGAUAAGGUAAUCCAAUGGCUGAUCAAAAUAGUAUGGAUAGUACUGGUAGGCUUUCCAGUAACAUACAAGGACUUUCAAACUGUAAAAAGAGAUCCCUUAAACUGGGAGGAAAGGCCAUCAAUACCUAAAAAAUAUGCCAUUGUUUCCCAUCUUUAUCUUCAUUUAUUUACUAUUCAACAGCACUUAGAAGGACAUGCAAAUAGCCUGCUCGCGUGUGAUAACUAUGUUUUUAGUUCACAAAUACUUUUGGGCUUGAAACGACAGAUGUCAUUAGCCGAACUGCAUAGUGAAAGUUCCUCAUCAUAUCGAAUGAAGACAAUGCGAAUGAUAUGCUCGAAUACACAGAUUGAAACACUACAGCUCCCGACACUUAUGGCAUACAACGGUUCGUAA
Messenger RNA from Mycotypha africana, 1290 nucleotides. RefSeq lists its product as uncharacterized. The record is from RefSeq and is a predicted model, not a curated record. The transcript is spliced from 4 exons. Bases 1 to 1290 code for a protein of 429 amino acids. NCBI's taxonomy places the organism in Eukaryota, Fungi, Mucoromycota, Mucoromycetes, Mucorales, Mycotyphaceae.